Molecule: messenger RNA, 843 nt
Organism: Aspergillus tanneri
Lineage: Eukaryota; Fungi; Ascomycota; Eurotiomycetes; Eurotiales; Aspergillaceae
Gene: mrsA
Product: putative mitochondrial carrier protein
Exons: 8
Coding region: 1-843 (280 amino acids)
Biological process (GO): iron import into the mitochondrion
Cellular component (GO): mitochondrial membrane
Molecular function (GO): ferrous iron transmembrane transporter activity
Source: RefSeq, a predicted model, not a curated record
AUGGCGAUCCCCGAGCAAGUUCCCGGGCAGGAAUAUGAUUAUGAAGCCCUUCCUUCGAAUUACGGCCUCGGCCGGAAUAUGCUGGCCGGCGCGUUCGCUGGUAUCGCGGAACACGCCGUGAUGUAUCCCGUGGAUUUAUUGAAGACUCGCAUGCAAGUCUUGCACCCCACGACCGGAGGCCUCUACACGGGGAUUACGAACGCGGUAUCCACAAUAUACCGGAUCGAAGGCUGGCGGACACUAUGGAAAGGGGUUUCGAGUGUGAUUGUUGGCGCUGGCCCGGCCCAUGCAGUGUACUUUGGUACAUAUGAAGUUGUCAAGGAACUUGCAGGUGGGAAUGUCGACGAGGGUCACCAUCCGAUAGCUGCAGCUCUGAGUGGUUCCGCCGCGACGAUUGCCAGCGAUGCAUUGAUGAACCCCUUUGACGAGGGACUUCAGGCGUUCUACGUGUCGUAUCCUACGACGCUUUGCAUGACCGUUCCCUUCACCGCUACUCAAUUUGUCGCAUACGAAUCCAUUUCAAAAGUAAUAAACCCCUCCCAGGACUACGAUCCCUUCACCCAUUGCAUUUCAGGCGGUCUGGCAGGAGCCGUCGCCGCCGGCAUCACUACACCUCUGGACGUGGUGAAGACCCUUCUUCAAACCCGGGGUUUGGCGCAGAACGAGGAAAUCCGGUCAGCUAAGGGGCUGUUCAACGCGGCCGCCAUCAUCAAACGCCAGUUUGGCUGGAGUGGUUUCCUCCGUGGCGCUCGCCCCCGCAUUAUUUCCACAAUGCCCAGUACCGCCAUUUGCUGGACGUCUUACGAAAUGGCCAAGGCGUACUUUAAGCGCCAGGUGGACUAA